Messenger RNA from Chroicocephalus ridibundus (black-headed gull), 4546 nucleotides. RefSeq names its product BLM RecQ like helicase (gene BLM). Gene Ontology annotation, molecular function: hydrolase activity, acting on acid anhydrides, in phosphorus-containing anhydrides; ATP binding; DNA binding. The transcript has 21 exons. The record is from RefSeq and is a predicted model, not a curated record. Gene Ontology annotation, biological process: DNA replication; double-strand break repair via homologous recombination; telomere maintenance. Gene Ontology annotation, cellular component: nucleus; cytoplasm; chromosome. Lineage: Eukaryota; Metazoa; Chordata; Aves; Charadriiformes; Laridae. The coding region runs from base 126 to 4478 and encodes 1450 amino acids.
GGGGCGGGCGGCGGUUUGGCGCUGAAUGUGAAGGGAGCGCGCGGCGGCGGCGAGCGCGCGGUGAGCGCGGCCCCGCGGCGCCCCCUGCGCCCCCUGCCGGCGGGGCGGCCCCGCCCCCUCCCGUCAUGGCGGCCGUGCCUCAGAACAACCUGCGGGAGCAGCUGCGGCUCCAUUCGGCCCGCGGAGCCCUCAGCGCCCUCCGCAACCCGCCCCCGCCGCGGCACCGCCUGGCGGGCUUUACCUUCAAGAAGACUUCUCCGGCCGGCGGCCCGCCCAGGGAGCCCCGGGGCCUCGUCGCCGCCUCCGCCUUGAGGGAGAAAGAUGUUAACACCUCCCUGUCCGCGGUCACCUCGGCCCUCCCUGCCGCCAAGGACAAGAAUACACAAAUCCAGGAUUUUUUUCCAGUGGUACCUGCUGGAUGUGGUGUCCAGCCCGGUCCGGCGCUCGCCAGGCCUCGGGAGGCGUCAAGAGGCCCCGCGGCCUCUAGGCAGAGGAGCGUGAGCGAGGGGCUGCGCGGGGCCCCGGCGCCUCGUCCUGCGGCCGCCCCCGUCGUCGCCAUAGGAGAUGACUGGGAUGACAUUGACGACUUUGAUUUGUCGGGAAUCGAAAAGAAAUACUGCAGGCCGCCGGUCCUGUCCCCCAGGGGUCAGCGGGCCACCCCCAAGGCUUCCCGGAGGCCAGACCCCCGCCUAGAUGAGCCGACCGGCUCUUCCCCCGGCACCGUGGGCCAGGACACGGGGCUUCGCAGCCGCGGCUCUCCGGAGCACGGGGAGACCUCUCCAGCGGCCGAACAACAACCCUCCUCGCAGCAAUCGGUGAUCUGCCUUGAGGAUUCAGCUCCCUGCAGCAGUAACAAGGCUGUGGGUGAAAGCCUUUGGGAGGAUUUAUCUGCUGACGUGAUUUUGGAUGAUGACAGGGAAGAGGGUCACCCAGCUGCUGGCGCUAAAAGCGGAGCGAGCCAGAAGCCAGGCAGUGAUGAGCAAAACAGCCCCCCAGAACCGGACGAGGUCGAGGUCGAGCUGUUCGCAGGCACUGAGCUUGAAGAGGAUGAUUACUUAGAUGUCGUUCCACCCUCCCCUGAAGAAGAGCUGCCUUCCUUCUUGCCUUCUGUAAAAAGCAUCAGUAAUAUUUUGAAAGAAUCUCCUACUGGUGGAAGAUCCGCAGCUAGCAGCGUUGAGUCCACGCCUGGGACGGUUGCCACAACGCAGCCUGUUGCUGAAAGUGAUCCUGGUGCGGAGGAUGCAGAUAAGGGCGUGCAUUUGGAACAGCAACUCUACGAUGUCAUGGAUGAUAUCUGUAAAUUGGUAGAUGCCAUUCCGCUUCAGGAGCUUCAGUCUCUGUCCUGUGCAAAAGAACUUCUCCAGCAGAGAGAUCUCAGGAGGAAAUUGCUAGCUAAUUCUGUCACUUUGAACAAAAGUAGCAUAAACAAGACUGCUCCUAGAAUCUGGAAGGCGUGUGUGGAGCGGGGCCCUCCUGCGUGUCCUGGUGCUGCAAACCGGAGCUUCGGUUCUGACAGAAACUCGCCACAAUCCCCAAACCUCCCACCUGUGCUUUCUGGGACUGUUAAUUCAAAAAAUUUUUCUACCAAAAAAAAUCAAACCUUGGAUACCUCUUAUGCUUCAAAGCAAAGUAUUGAGGAGAUCACCUGCCCAGAAACUACAGCACUGUCUUCUUCCAAGGGAAAUGGCAGAGAUGGAGCUUCCCUCAGCCUUUGCUCUGAGAUGUCCUUCGACAGCAGCUUCUGUGAGAAACCAGGGGGGAGAAACGGGGGAAACUGUCACCUGCUGGAGAGGCCUCUCACCAGCACAGCUCUGAAGGGUCAGAGCAAGGCUCCCACCGGCAUUCCUGCAGAGGAUGGUUUGGGUAUAAAUGAUACGGACUUUGACCUUGAUCACUUUGAUAUUGACGAUUUUGAUGAGGACUGGGAGAAUUCGGUGAAUGACUCAGCACCUGAGACUCCAUCUAUGCCGUUGUAUCAGCCCGUUAAGGAAGGGCCGCCUGCCAAAUCGCUCUUGUCAAAGAUAAUGUCCAGAGCCAAAGGAUCUGCCGUUGUAUCAAACCCUGCGGCUCCGAAAUCCAGCUUCUUGAUGGCGACAAAGAACCGCUCAGAUCCUCCGGCUAAAAACCCUGCACUAGAACGUUUCAGGGGCAUGAAAUUUUCCCAUUCUGAAGGGAUGAUGACUACAUUUCACAAGAAGUUUGGUUUGCACUAUUUUCGGACAAAUCAGCUGGAGGCCAUCAAUGCUGCUCUUCUGGGUGAAGACUGUUUCAUCUUAAUGCCCACAGGUGGUGGUAAAAGCUUGUGCUACCAGUUACCAGCGUGUGUCUCUGCUGGGGUCACUAUUGUUAUCUCUCCAUUGAGGUCGCUGAUAAUAGAUCAAGUUCAGAAACUGAAGACUUUAGAUAUUGCUGCCACAUAUCUGACUGGUGAUAGAACAGAUGCUGAUGCUUCAAAAAUAUAUACGCAAUUGUCAAAAAAAGAUCCUGUAAUAAAGCUUCUGUAUGUUACCCCCGAGAAGGUUUGUGCAAGCGGCCGGCUGAUGUCAGCCCUGGAAAAUCUCUACGACAGGAAACUCCUGGCGCGUUUUGUCAUUGAUGAGGCCCACUGUGUCAGCCAGUGGGGCCACGAUUUUCGACAAGACUACAAACGGCUGAAUAUGCUCCGCAAGAAGUUUCACUCUGUUCCCAUGAUGGCUCUCACUGCCACUGCGAACCCCAGAGUCCAGAAGGAUAUUCAGAAUCAGCUUGAGAUGCUCAAACCACAAGUGUUUACAAUGAGCUUCAACAGGCAUAACUUGAAAUAUGAUGUGUUGCCCAAGAAGCCAAAGAAGGUGGCAAUGGAUUGCUUGGAAUGGAUUAAAAAAUACCACCCACAUGACUCUGGAAUAAUUUAUUGCCUUUCACGUCAUGAAUGUGACACAACAGCGGCUAUUCUGCAGAAGGAAGGUCUUGCUGCACUCGCCUAUCACGCUGGCCUCACUGACUCCAACAGAGAUCUUGUACAGAAGAAGUGGAUUAAUCAAGAAGGAUGCCAGGUUAUAUGUGCAACAAUUGCCUUUGGAAUGGGAAUUGACAAACCUGACGUCCGCUAUGUUAUCCACGCCUCUCUUCCUAAAUCUAUAGAAGGUUACUAUCAGGAGUCUGGCAGAGCUGGGCGAGACGGGGAAAUGUCUCACUGUCUGCUCUUCUACAGCUACAGUGAUGUAACCAGGCUCAGACGGCUGAUACUGAUGGAGAAAGAUGGAAACAGUCACACAAGACAGACCCACUUUAACAACCUCUACAGUAUGGUUCACUACUGUGAGAAUUUAGUCGAUUGCCGAAGAAUUCAGCUUUUGGCCUAUUUUGGGGAAACUGAUUUUAAUCCCACCUUCUGUAAAGAUCACCCAGAAGUAACUUGCGAUAACUGCAGUAGAAAGAAGGAUUACAAAUCAAGAAAUGUAACAGAUGAAGUGAAGAGCAUUAUAAGAUUUGUACAAGAGCACUGUGGACAAAUGGGACGAAUAAAUGCAAAGAGAAAUACAGGUUUUGGAAGAUACACAUUGAAUAUGAUGGUAGACAUUUUCUUAGGUACAAAGAGCGCGAAGAUUCAGACUGGAAUAUUUGGGAAGGGGGCUGCCUACUCAAGGCACAACGCUGAAAGACUCUUUAGAAAACUGGUCUUGGACAAGAUUCUGGAUGAAGACUUGUAUAUCACAGCUAACGACCAAGCGGUGGCGUAUGUCACUCUAGGACAGAAAGCUCAGGCUGUGCUCGAUGGGUCGCUACAGGUGGAGUUUCAUGAAACAGAAAGUGCCAGUGCCAUCAGAAAGCAAAGGGCUUCCGUGGCAAAAGUGUCCCAGCGGGAAGAGAUGGUUAAAAAGUGCCUUGGGGAACUCACAGACACAUGCAAAACGCUUGGGAAAGUCUUUGAUGUGCAUUACUUCAAUAUUUUCAGUACUUCAACUCUAAAGAAAAUAGCAGAAACCUUGUCAUCUGAUGUGGAGGUUUUACUGCAGAUUGAUGGUGUCACAGAAGAUAAACUGGAAAAAUAUGGUGCAGAAAUAAUUAAAGUGAUGGAUAAGUACUCUGAAUGGACCACACCAGAAGACGCUGCCUGCCAAAGCCUGGACACCGCUACGGGCAGCACGGGCACACCUGAGAGCGAUGAAGAAGCAGAAGAUGUAGUUACAACCUCAAGCUAUUUUUGCAAUAAUGCAAACCAAAGAAGGAAAAGGAAAAGGCUGCCAAACUUCAGAGACUCAAAGAGGAAAAAGACAAGUAAUGGUGGUACCCAGCAGUUUCAUCCCAAAGGUGGCUACAGCAAGUACCGCCGGCCCAGGAGGCAGCCCGGCUCCCAGGCUCCGGCCUCCUCUGGCUCCGCUUCAGCGUCCUACACGGGUAGAGCCGCGCAGGGAGCUGCUGGAAAGCUGGGGAUUAUGGCACCACCCAAACCCAAAACCAGACAGUUCCUUCAGCCUUCGUAUUCAAUACUGUAACUAGGAGAAUGUAAAUACUGUAUAAUAGCAAGCCCUGAAGAUGUUUAAUAAACCUUUGUCUCAUUUGC